Paecilomyces variotii is the source of this 1233-nucleotide messenger RNA. RefSeq lists its product as hypothetical. The transcript is spliced from 2 exons. The record is from RefSeq and is a predicted model, not a curated record. NCBI's taxonomy places the organism in Eukaryota, Fungi, Ascomycota, Eurotiomycetes, Eurotiales, Thermoascaceae. The coding region runs from base 351 to 878 and encodes 175 amino acids.
AGUAGAUGAGUAUAAGUAUGAGGUCGUAAGCGUUUGUGAUGGGGAUUUUUACAUUGCAUUGUUAAUUAAGCAAGCAAGUUAGCAAAGCAAGCAUAUCAGGUCGUUGGCUUGAGGGUUGUACAGACAGAAGUCACGAACGCCAACUCGAUCUCACUGUCUCGUGUCUACGAUAUAUUGCUUCUUCUUCCCAUAUCUCAGAGAGAUAAGAAGAUUGAAAAAGGAAAAAAGAUACACACGCGUCAGAGGAAUCAAGAGUCAUCAGUUACGCGAUAUAACCUUAUAUCCAUCAUAUUUCAUCCAUAGAGGAGGAAUAUCGGCAGUUCAUCUAAACAAAUCACACACCCGCCAAAAUGCACUUCUCAAACCUCGCAACCCUCACCACCAUCCUCUUCACCACACAACACGCAUUCGCCCUCAACGGCGCCCGCAUCUGGACACAUUUCUACCCCCAAUGCUCCGUCGACGGCAUAACCCCCGGCUACUCAACUCUCACCAGUCCCCGAACCGACAUCCGCUCUGGCGUCUGCCACGAAGUCACCACCCCUCUCUCCGACGACAGCAAAGUCGCCUCCAUCUCCAUUGACGCGGAGACUCUCAUCUCUGAAUCAGGCACGCAUUGUAACGUGACUGUGCACGAGGUGCCUGGAUGCGUGGACGAGCCGCUGAUCACUGCCUCUAUCAGGGAUGGGAAAGCGCAUAGUGGAUGCGUGGAGAGGAAUUUCGUUACUUAUUCCGCUGUUUGGGUGCGGUUGGAUUGUGGAGCGGCGAAGGAGAUGUUGCCGAGGGUUAAGUCGGGGAAUAAUGAGGAGUUUGAGGUGGCGAGGUUUCCGACGAGGAGGGAUAGUGUUGUUAGGAGGAGGAUGUCGUAUUAUGCUUGAGUUGUUUCUUUCUUUCUUUCUUUCCUUUCUUUUCAUCCUUUUGGGAGAAUAAAGGAGAAUAGGGAGAUGAAGGAAACGAAAGGAAAGGAAAGGAAAACGAGUACAUACCAUUUGAGAGUUUGGGGUGGUUUUUUUACUCUUGAUCUGAGGGCGUUAUGCGGUUAUGAUUGAUUAUUGGGGAUGUUGGAAAUUGGAUUUACUGCACGAUGUGCCGCUGUGCGGCCAUUGGAGUAACGGGGCAAGUAUCUGUGAGAAGAGUGUUUAAAGAAAGGCUGGGCCUCUUGUUAUCAAUCAGGAAUUGUUAGAGAAGCACAAUACAUGGAAAGCAUUUGAUAUGAUGAAAUGGAAUAUUGGA